AUGCAAAGCGGGAAGACGGCAGUAAACAGAGGUAGGGAUGCUUAUGAUACUGGUGCAGAUAUUUACACCUGUAUCGGAGCGGCAUUCUCAUCGCAUCCCAGUGAUUCUCAUCGCCAUAGGCCCAUCACGUUUGCAGAACAAGUAGAUCACCAAAGACGCAGCUCCACUAGUAUCCUCUUGAUCCUCUUGAUCCCCUUGAUCCCCUUAUCCUCUCAGGAACUGAAUUCUGACUUCCCGCGCAUCUCUCGCCUCGCCAGUUUGCCUUCUCCAUCGCUUGGUUGUGAGGUUCAGGAGUUGCGGUCAACUUCACCAAUCACGAUACCUGGUAGAGAUUUCGCGCUGGGACCAACUCCCACUACCCCAGCUGACUGCUCUCAUGGGCUUCUUAUUAUAUUCGCGACUUCUCCUCCCACCUCACUAGACAGACAGCUCACACCUCCUCGGGGAUUUAUCUCUGAGAAUAUCUUACGAUUUUACCAAGAGGCAAAGGCCGUGUCUGUCUCGCCUCCGCCAGCAGCUGCCAUCAAUAGCCCAGGAGGCGGUCAUUGCUUUCUCUUUGCUGCCAACCCCUUCAAUUCCGCCUCACUCACCGCACUUUUGACGACGGCCAAUUUCCCAGGCCAACCUCACCCCUACGAUUCCACGAGGAUAUAA
Hymenoscyphus albidus is the source of this 654-nucleotide messenger RNA. NCBI's taxonomy places the organism in Eukaryota, Fungi, Ascomycota, Leotiomycetes, Helotiales, Helotiaceae. The record is from the annotation of a GenBank genome assembly.